Sipha flava (yellow sugarcane aphid) is the source of this 1294-nucleotide messenger RNA. RefSeq names its product non-structural maintenance of chromosomes element 3 homolog. The transcript is spliced from 7 exons. Gene Ontology annotation, cellular component: nucleus. Lineage: Eukaryota; Metazoa; Arthropoda; Insecta; Hemiptera; Aphididae. The record is from RefSeq and is a predicted model, not a curated record. The coding region runs from base 479 to 1159 and encodes 226 amino acids.
AAUUAAUAUAUAAAUAUGGAUAACUAAUGUGCAACGCAAGCUAUAGAGAUAAGUUUCAAUCUUAAUUCGUGAUCAUGAGAUAUUUUCUGUUAUCAUUUUAAAUGGCCAUCCUGAUUCGCUGAUUUCGUUCUGAGUCUGUUUAUCUUAAUAGGUUGUCAUUUUUCGAAAGUUUCCCUCCAAACACUAAAAAAGAUAAAGUUGGCCAAAAAGCUGUUUGAAAUUUCCAACCAUCGAUUCGUUAGUUUCCAGGCUAUUACAGUUCCUCAUUCUUUCUGCUCUCAUAUCUCUUGCGUUUCGGAUAGUUUAAUAAUUGUUCGCCGUUUAUCGAUUUUUGACGGGAACAACGAUAACUUUUCGUACCUUUUACACCCAAUUCCAACGAAUAAAUAAAAAUAAUUGUAAGACAUUACAUGCUAUAUUUCCAGUAUUUUAUUGCUGUAUUUAGUACAUACCUUUUAUACUUUUAAUUUUAUUCAAUAUGGAAGGUGAACACUCAAACACAAUUGAAAAUCCUAACCAAUGUGCUACGAUUCUUUGUGUUCAAUAUCUUUUAACAAAUCAUAUGAAGAGUAAACAUCCCAUAAAAAGAGAUGAUUUGAUGAAAACUGUCUUCAAAGGUCGUGUUACAGGAAGGAAUUUUGAAAAUGUUAUGAAUGAUGUGGAUAAUACUUUAAAAAAUGUCUUCGGUUUUUCUAUAUUAUUUCUUAACAAUGAAAAAAAAAAAUUAUUCAAGCAAUUUAUAAUUGUGAAUACUAUUGAAGAAUUUAAAAUUCCUGGAAUUUGUUAUAGUUUUUCUCAGUUAUCAAAAUAUCGUAUUUUACUUAAGCCUAUUCUUGGUGCUUUGAUUAUGCUUCGUAUGCCAAUUAGUGAAGGCCAAAUGUGGAAUAUAUUGGAACAAUUUUCAAUAAAAUUAAAUUUAGACAUGGACUAUAUCAAGACUAUGGUUAAAGGACAUUUUGUAAAAGAACAGUAUCUUGAAUGUAAAGAAACUGAUGAUACUACUAUAAGGUUUGAUCCAGAAAGAACAAGUUAUUGGUUUACAAUGGGACCCAGAGCAUUAGAAGAAUGUGACCAGUUAAUGGUAUUAAAGAAAAUUGCAAAAUUGUACAAUAUGCCUGCCCAAUCAUUCAAGCGUGUAUAUGCUGAGCUUAAUAAGUAAUAUUUAAUUUUGAUUACGUUGUGUUAAGAACUUGAAUUUUGUGUUAAUAUUGAUAAUGCCAUAUUUAUAAUUAUAGAUAUAUGACUUAUUAGUUUCAAAAAAAGAGAAAUAUACUUUUAAUUGUAUAUUCAUGUA